Dunckerocampus dactyliophorus (ringed pipefish) is the source of this 5208-nucleotide messenger RNA. Its product is annotated as paxillin-like. The coding region runs from base 219 to 3659 and encodes 1146 amino acids. The record is from RefSeq and is a predicted model, not a curated record. Gene Ontology annotation, biological process: transforming growth factor beta receptor signaling pathway; substrate adhesion-dependent cell spreading; endothelial cell migration. Lineage: Eukaryota; Metazoa; Chordata; Actinopteri; Syngnathiformes; Syngnathidae. The transcript is spliced from 14 exons.
GGAGCAGUCAUGGGGGCUGGAUCUUACCGGAGACUCCUCUCUGCCGGGGGUGUCUGGCGAUGAGUGUGCUCGAAGCUCACCGAGUGAGAGGGCAACUUGAAAACUUCAACGCAUUUUGCAAGCACAUUGGACGAGUGGACGCUACAUCGGCGCGGGCAGUCCAAGCUGUGCUCGACGGAGCGGGAACAUUGCGGCUCUAACAGCAUUGACCGGCCAACAUGGAUGAUUUAGAUGCUUUGUUGGCGGACCUUGAGUCCACAACGUCCCACAUUUCAAAGCGUCCACUUUUCUUGUCUGAUGAGACGGCCUACUCGCUCCCUGUUGGCAGUCAGACCCAACAAGACAUCUGCUUUUCACCACAAGGCCCACCCAUUCCCUCUGAGAAAACCCUCAACGGAGUGCAGGAAACAGAAUUGUUCAGCUCAGAUAAGAGAAUUCUUGAGUCAAGUGAUACCAGCAGCCCAACUCAACCUCCUGGAGAAGAAGACCACGUGUACAGUUUCCCCAAUAAGCAGAAGAGCAGUGAGCCUUCACCUGCCAUGAACAUGUCCUUGGGCAGCAAUCUGUCAGAACUGGACCGUCUCCUGUUGGAACUCAAUGCCGUCCAGCAAAGCACCCCUGCCUUCCCCACAGAAGAGGAGGCAGCCCCGCCUCUCCCUGCCAGCAGCGUGGUCCACAGUAUUCAGGAGAACGGAGUGUCUGUUGCAUCCAAGCCCACACCACCUGUCUUAGAGAAGCCCAAACGUAGAGGAAUAGAGGAUGUGCGACCAAGUGUUGAGAGCCUUCUGGAUGAGCUGGAGAGCUCUGUGCCCUUGCCCAUUCCUACUCCCUUGGUGGUCUCAGAUGGACAAAUUGACGGACAAGAGGAAAUGCCAGCACAGCAACAAGCAAGAAUGUCUGCUUCCUCUGCCACACGAGAGCUAGAUGAGCUAAUGGCCUCCUUGUCCGACUUCAAAGUUCAAAGCAAUUCUGGCUCUCAGCUGUCAAUGAACCAAGAAGUAGUAGACCCCUCUUUGGUCACCUUUGACACUCCAUCCACAAUUACCCACAUUGACUCAUCUGUGGAUGUUGAUCUAACAUCCAGUUACACCACACCCUCCUAUACCCCUCUUUCACUGGAACUUCACAUUGAUGAAGACGGUUGUUCAACCCCUACCUUUUCAGCUGCUUCCACUGUUGUGAUUACAUCAUCCAGAAAGGAAAAUAGUGGCAAUGUCACCUCUGAAAUUUCUCAUGUGGAGAGUUUCAGUGUUUCUAGUAACCCAAAGCAACCUAUUCAGAGUCUGUCUGCCCUUGAAGUGUCUACUAGUAAAGCCUCAAGUGAAGUUACUGUUCAGAAUCCUUGUUUAAUGGAUGUUUCCAACAAGCCAAGUCCAUUUAUUGUGUCCAAACAGUCUAGUCCCAUUCUUAAAACUAAAAGUCCCAGUCCAGUUUCUCAACUAAGUUCUAGUCCAGCACCUCCAGGUGAUAGCCAAGAUAUACUUGAAAAGAAUAAAAGUCCGGUAACACCAACAACUCCAGAAACAUUGCCAGUGUCCACUAGCCCAGUAACCGUUCCAAGACUGUCAGGUCAGGUUUCAAGUAGUGCAAGUCCUGUGACUAUUUCUAGUUCCGAAACAGUUCCCAAGAGUCCAGUGUCAAUUCCAAGACUCUCAAGUCCAGUUCCGAAGAUUGCCAGUCCUCUGACUGUCCACAGUGAAUCAAGUACAGAGACUAUCCCUAAAAACGCACACCCACUCAUGCUUCCAAAACUUUCAAGCCCAGCAACAAUCCGAAAGAGUGAGAGUCCAGCUCCCAAAAGUCCUGCUGUAGUUACCAAAAAGAUUUUUACUGUUGCAGACACUAGUAGUUCCAGAAAUUCACCAGUCUCACUUGCUGCUGUGCCAUCAAAUAUCCCAUCUUCACCUCCUACCAAAAAGCAGCGAAGUGAAAUAAUGGACUUAACAUGGCCGUGCCGAGAGCCUUUACUGGAUAAUGCCUUAGACAAACUUUUAGCGCCUGACUCCACUCAACCAGAUGAGAGCCAACCACCCACUUCUGUUACGCCUGGGGAUGACGACAGACCAUGGGAUGAAGAAGAUGGAAUUUACCCAGAUGUGAGCAGAGAGGGUACCCUGACACCCAUGACUGAAGCCAGUUGGAUUGAUGAGUGUUUCACCCCCUCCACCUGCCCUGGGACACCAGAUGCAACGCUCGAUCUGCCGACACAGCAGCCAUCUGCUGUUGAGCGUUUAUCUGCUUCUGGCCAACUCAAGUCGGUUAUACGUCGCACAAAAGAGACCUCCAACGUGCAUCCGAUGUACAGGGACGGAGUAGUGCGACGUAAAGUGGGACCUAUUAUUGUGAAUAAAAGCAAUUCACAAGAUCAGCUCAUUGAGGAGCUGCAGGGAAAACUGGGAAUUGGCCGCGUGGAACGCCGACGUAAACAACGGUCGGACGAUUGGUUGACUGAGGGAGUCAUCGUGAUGUCAAACCCACAGCGAAUACGGGAGGAGAGGGCCCUCCCUCCUGUGGAUAAGAUCAUCAUCCCUCCUGAAUCUCCCGUGCCCCAAAGAAAAGUUCUCUCCCCUCCUAAGUCCCCUCCAGCCCCCAAAAAGAUACCCCCAGUAAAACAGACACCUCCGCCACUACCUCUGCCUCCUCCGCCUCCAACCCCUCCACCUCCCAAGGAGCCUACUCCUCCCCCAAGGGAACCCACACCACCUCCUGUCCAGCCGCCUCCAUCACCAAGCCCUCCACCCAAACCUGUCACACCACCUCCACCUCCCAAGGUUUUUGUAUCAGUGGGCUGUCAAACUGAGUAUGACCCCAUCUUCCCACCUAUGCAGAUCCAAUCACAGGGAAAGACGUCUCCCACUGGACCACCCAAACCAGCUAACAAGCUGGACAACAUGUUGGGGAGCCUGCAAUCGGACCUUAACAAGCUCGGAGUCCAGACUGUGGCUAAAGGCGUCUGUGGUGCAUGCAAUAAGCCCAUAGUUGGACAGGUGGUGACUGCCAUGGGGAGAACGUGGCACCCUGAGCACUUUGUGUGCACCCACUGCCAGGAGGAGAUAGGCUCUAGGAACUUCUUUGAGCGCGAGGGACAGCCUUUCUGCGAGAAGGACUAUCAUAAUCUCUUCUCGCCGCGAUGCCACUACUGCAAUGGACCCAUACUGGAUAAAGUGGUGACUGCUUUGGACAAGACUUGGCAUCCGGAGCACUUCUUCUGUGCCCAGUGUGGAGCCUUCUUUGGACCAGAAGGGUUCCAUGAGAAGGAUGGGAAAGCAUACUGCAGGAAGGACUACUUUGACAUGUUUGCUCCGAAGUGUGGAGGCUGUGCCCGUGCCAUUUUGGAUAACUACAUCUCAGCGCUGAACUCGCUCUGGCACCCUGAAUGUUUCGUCUGCAGGGAGUGCUUCACGCCUUUCAUCAACGGCAGCUUCUUCGACCACGAGGGCCAGCCGUAUUGCGAAGCGCACUACCACGAGCGGCGCGGCUCACUGUGCUCGGGCUGCCAGAAGGCCAUCACUGGCCGCUGCAUCACAGCCAUGGGCAAGAAGUUUCACCCGGAACACUUUGUGUGCGCCUUCUGUCUCAAGCAGCUCAACAAGGGUACCUUUAAGGAGCAGAACGACAAGCCCUACUGCCACGGUUGCUUUAUUAAACUCUUCAGUUAGUUGUCUGAAUUGUAGCACAUGCGUGAGUCUGAGACAUGAUUAUAGAUUAUGUUUCAGACUUUUCACACUGAAGGGAAUUCCCUGCCUGUCUAACCUCUCAGGCUUUUGCUAUACAGGCUUUUUUAACAGAGCUCAAAGAGAUUUCUAUUCAGAGUGUUAAUAACAACAGUACAAAUCUCCCUGUGUGUGUGUGUGUGGUGGACUAUGUAAGAGCUGUGACUUACUGUACAAAAGUCUGCAUGGGACACGGAGAGCGGUUAUGACAUUUGCGUGGCCAAUCAGAGUGAUUAUUCUAUGAAAAAGCAUCCAACCUAUUUCUCUUUGCACUCUCCAACCACACAUCUCUUGAUGAGACUGUCAUAUGAUGGAUUUUACAAUUUAGUGUGGCUUUUAUUUUUCUACUCUGCAAUAAUACCAAAAUGAAAAUGGUUUACCUUUUACAACCUUAAAUCAGUCGGCCACCCUUACACAUCAGCAGAUUGUUUUGAUACUUUUGGAACGACAGGGAAUAAGCAUAUUGACCCUUUUGCUUCGUCUUCUGUGCCAUUCAUUUUCAAAAUAGUCAGUUAGUGAGGAGUUAAAAAUAAUAUAUCCUACCGUCAUAAAACUUGGUGCAACACAAAGGUGUUUAUAAAAUGCAAAUUCUCUGUCUAUAUUCAUGCACAAUUUCUAGAUUCACAAUUUCUGAUGCAUAUUUUUACUGUUGUGACUAUCGCUGUAUUGAAUACAAAAAAAGGGGGACUGAUCUGCAUGCUCCUGUCAUUUACAUAUACCGUAGAUUUAUCAACGUCAGCCACCAGCUGAUGUCACAGUCCACAUCUACAGUGAAUUUCUAUCCAUGUAUUGUGACAGAACUGUGUUUUGUCGCUGUUUUGAUGAAAAAAUAGAUAUAUUUUUAACUCGCAUUGAUAUGGAGAGAGCUGGCUCUACUGGCAUGCAUGCUUGAUUAUAGUCCAGUACUAGCUUGUGGUUCAAAGUACACCCAGUACUCAAUAUUUUUAUCACAAAACUCACAAACUAUGAUCUUGUUUUGAGUGCCACGUGGUAGCAAGUUAUUUUUCCACGUUUAUCAUAAUUUGGUGUGCAAGGCAUCAAUGACUGUGAUGUAAGGUGGAGGAGGUAAUGUGCCAAAUGCGUCAAUGCAAUAAGGUCUAAUACACUGUGGAGUUCAGUCUUUCCUGUGAUUUAAGUCUUUUGGGGGUAAAAUUCAGGGAGAGCCUUUGGUGGAAAUGUUGAGCAUUAAGCUGACAGUGACUGUACAUCCUGCUGAUUUUUAGGUAACACAUAUUGCAUAUCUUUAGUUAGAUCGUUCUUCUACAAAUAUGAACAGGAAUAGAUUUUAUUUUUCUCCAUGUACGUCUUACAGUUACCUCUUUGAUUCAGCCUGUCAAUACAGAUGAGCCUUCUACUUUACGAUUAAGUGAGAUAUAUACAAGAGCAUUUUUGUGCGCUAUUCUUUUCUAAAGAGCGAGGCUCUUUGCUUGGGUGCGAUGUAAGCUUAUGUGGGUGCUCCUGAUCCAACCGACGCGAAUAAAAUCAUCUGUUGAUU